Molecule: messenger RNA, 2825 nt
Organism: Cajanus cajan (pigeon pea)
Lineage: Eukaryota; Viridiplantae; Streptophyta; Magnoliopsida; Fabales; Fabaceae
Gene: MCM4
Product: Minichromosome maintenance (MCM2/3/5) family protein
Biological process (GO): DNA strand elongation involved in DNA replication; double-strand break repair via break-induced replication; mitotic DNA replication initiation
Cellular component (GO): nucleus; MCM complex
Molecular function (GO): single-stranded DNA binding; ATP binding; ATP hydrolysis activity
Source: RefSeq, a predicted model, not a curated record
ACUACUCCACUGCGCGCGCGCACUCUCGUUCUUCUCUUUCCGAUUCUUCUCUCCGCGACCAUAACCGAUGGCUUCCGAUUCUUCUCCUCCCAAUUUCAACAACGGUCCUUCAUCUCCCGACGACUCUCUCUCCAGCCCCAUCGCUAACACGUUCUCCUCGCCGGCCUCCAGGCGCCGCCGCCGCCCCCCGACCACUCCCUCCGCCGCGUUCGGGACCCCAUCGGAGCGCCGCUCCCGCUUUGCCGCCUCCGAUGCCACCCCGACGCCGCGAUCCCGCCAGCGCGGCGGCGCCGGGCGCGUUCCCGCCACGCCGACUUCCACCACCGACGACGUGCCGGCCUCUUCCGAAGGCGGCGACGGCUACGACAUGGACGACGCCAGGCCCACCUUCGUGUGGGGCACCAACAUAAGCGUGGAGGACGUGAACGACGCCAUUCAGAGGUUUCUGAGGGACUUCAGAGAACCUUCUGAGGGCGACGAUGAAGGUUUGCAUUUGCACACUGAGGGGAAGUAUGAGAAAUUGAUCGUGCAGGUUAUUGAAGUUGAAGGAGACUCUCUUGAUGUUGAUGCUCACGACGUGUUUGAUCAUGACCCUGAUUUGUAUACCAAGAUGGUUAGGUACCCUCUUGAGGUGCUCGCGAUUUUUGACUUGGUUUUGAUGAAUAUGGUUAGCCGGUUGAAACCCAUGUUUGAGAAGCACAUACAGACGCGGAUUUUCAAUCUCAAAACCUCAACCUCGAUGAGAAAUUUGAACCCUUCUGACAUUGAGAGGAUGAUAUCGUUGAAGGGAAUGAUUAUAAGAAGCAGCUCAAUCAUACCGGAAAUUAGAGAAGCUACAUUUAGGUGUCUUGUGUGUGGUUUCUGUUCUGAUCCAGUUACUGUGGAGAGAGGGCGAAUAACUGAACCUACUAUAUGCGCGAGGGAAGAAUGUCAAUCCAGGAACUCCAUGGCACUCGUUCACAACCGAUGCAAGUUUACUGAUAAGCAAAUUGUGAGGAUCCAGGAGACACCCGAUGAGAUACCUGAAGGAGGAACACCUCACACAGUUAGUUUGCUGAUGCAUGACAAGCUUGUGGACACUGGAAAGCCAGGUGACAGAGUUGAGGUUACUGGCAUUUAUAGGGCCAUGAGUGUUAGGGUUGGACCAACUCAGAGAACUGUUAAGUCAUUGUUCAAGACAUAUAUUGAUUGUCUUCACAUAAAGAAGACUGAUAAGUCUAGGAUGCUGGUAGAGGAUGCUAUGGAUGUUGAUGAACCAGGCAAAAAUUCAGAGCAAGUUCUCUUUAAUGAAGAGAGGGUGGCUCAACUGAAGGAGCUCUCAAAAAAGCCGGAUAUAUAUGAAAUACUGACAAGAUCAUUGGCGCCAAACAUAUGGGAGCUAGACGAUGUGAAGAAAGGUCUUCUUUGUCAGCUUUUUGGUGGCAAUGCUUUGAAGUUAGCUUCUGGUGCUAGCUUCCGUGGUGAUAUAAAUAUUCUUCUUGUUGGUGAUCCUGGGACAAGCAAGUCCCAGCUACUUCAGUACAUACACAAACUAUCUCCACGUGGCAUUUACACCAGUGGAAGGGGGAGCUCUGCUGUUGGAUUGACUGCUUACGUAACCAAGGACCCUGAAACAGGGGAAACUGUUCUAGAGAGUGGUGCCCUAGUUUUGAGUGACCGAGGUAUCUGUUGUAUUGACGAAUUUGACAAAAUGUCUGAUAAUGCGAGGAGCAUGUUACACGAGGUCAUGGAACAACAAACUGUUUCAAUAGCAAAGGCAGGUAUUAUUGCUUCCCUCAAUGCUAGGACUUCGGUUUUGGCUUGUGCAAAUCCAAGUGGGUCUAGAUAUAAUCCUCGCUUGUCUGUCAUUGACAACAUACACCUUCCUCCCACACUUUUGUCCAGGUUUGAUUUAAUAUACCUGCUUCUUGACAAGGCUGAUGAACAAACAGACAGGCGACUUGCCAAACAUAUUGUGUCCUUACACUUUGAGGACCCCGAGAACAUGGAGCAGGACGUGUUGGACCUUUCUACAUUAACUGAUUAUGUUAGCUAUGCCCGAAAGCACAUAAACCCACAGCUUUCUGACGAAGCCGCCGAAGAAUUGACUAGGGGUUAUGUGGAAAUAAGAAAAAGAGGAAAUUUUCCUGGGAGUAGCAAAAAGGUGAUAACAGCAACGCCAAGGCAGAUUGAGAGUCUGAUACGCCUAAGUGAAGCAUUAGCUCGGAUUCGCUUCUCUGAAAAGGUUGAAAAGCGUGAUGUAAUGGAGGCAUUUCGGCUUUUGGAAGUUGCAAUGCAGCAGUCUGCAACAGAUCACGCUACUGGAACUAUUGACAUGGAUCUUAUUACUACUGGAGUUUCGGCUAGUGAAAGGAUGAGACGAGAAAGUCUGCAACAAGCAACCCGCAACUUAAUCAUGGACAAGAUGCAGAUUGGGGGACCUUCUAUGCGGUUAUUGGAGUUAUUGGAAGAAUUGAAGAAACAGGACACUGGUAGUGAGAUUCAUCUUACUGAUCUAAGGAAUGCAAUUGCUACUCUCGCUACCGAAGGAUUUGUUACCAUGCAUGGUGACAACGUAAAAAGAUCGUGAUAACACGAGGCAGGGGACUGUCUGAUAUUUAUACCUUGAUCGAAGUUUAGGAUUGAAGGGAGUAUAUAAAGUACGUUAUAUGAUGUCUUGUGAAUGCGUUUGUUAGUGCUUAUCAAUUUUUUUUCUUCUUUUCUUUGAGGUAGUUUCACUAGUUAACCAUUUUGUUAUAAUUGAACAUGCAUACCUUUUUUAACGAACGGUAUCAUAGCGUGUUAACUUAUAAUGUUCUUUAUAUAGCAUUGGAAUUGAAUUCUUA